Fusarium vanettenii 77-13-4 is the source of this 1488-nucleotide messenger RNA. RefSeq lists its product as uncharacterized. NCBI's taxonomy places the organism in Eukaryota, Fungi, Ascomycota, Sordariomycetes, Hypocreales, Nectriaceae. The coding region runs from base 1 to 1488 and encodes 495 amino acids. The record is from RefSeq and is a predicted model, not a curated record. The transcript has a single exon.
AUGGCCCAUAUUCACUCUUCUUUUUGUGGCUGCUCUUGGGUCUCCAAAUUCAUUCAAAAAGAACAGGAUCGAGUCACACCUUCGCCAAACCAUAUCACGGCUUGGCUCAACACUCUCUCCGACACUCCUACUCUUCCCGAACGCACUGCACAACCUUUCGGCAGUCAAGUCAGGAAGAUGAACUCUGAAGGCCACAACUCGGCUUUUAGCCAAUACCCCGUCUUCGGACAUCCUCAACUCGCCACCUCCUACAACGCUUCCGUCGACGUACCCAUGGUCGACUCUCACACUUUCACCUUCUUCUCGCCGGGGAUACAGGUCAACUUCCCCAUGACCACCUCCGAAUCCGACUCCGACAUGUCCUCUUCUCGUUCUCUGGUGGGAUCAAGACGCUCGUCCCACCUUAACUCUAAACACACGUCGCGUCGCCAUGGGAUCCUCGGUAUGGGCCGAGGCCGCAGGCCGAAUUGUAGUUUUGUUAUGGACUACGAGAAGAAGAAGACACUCCGACGAGUGAUCAGAGUGGAGGAUAUGCCCAAACCUCCCCCUGCAAAGCCAGCUGAGCAUCAUCACAGCGCUUGUGGGUGUUCUCCUAGGUCUGUCGUGAAGAAGAAUCGGGAGGUCCUUCGUCUAGAGGGUAUCCUCCUAAAUAUGAAUUCGUGGGGAGAUCUCAAGUCCCCGUCAGACAAAGCCUAUGACUUUGGCCUUCCGGUGUUUCCCCCUCUAGUGCCCAAGCAUCGGAAAAGGAGACCCGUCAAGUCGUGUCUCAAGAAGGUAGCUACCGUCAAGUUCUGCGGCGACCCAGAUUCCGGUGACAGUGACAGUGAUUGCUCAUCGGUUUCUUCCGACGAUAGCGACACUGACAGCAUUUGUCACUCGUUUGACGGGGACAAUGCUUCCAGAACUGGGAGGGUGUCAAGGUUUGUCGAGAAGAAGGUCAAGUCUGUCCACUUUGGCAGUACACGUUGCAUCCGGACAGGUCAGGGCAUGGCCCCAACUCCCAGGACCCCCGAGAAUGAUUCGCGGAAGGAACGGUACAAGGCCAGGCAAAUGAUGGAGAACAAGUACCGCAAGAUGUUGGCCCACGACGAAAAUGAGGCUGCCAACACCGAGCAGCCUCCAUCUAUAGCCUUCAUCCGGCAAGAUGAGGAAGUUGAGCGGUGUCUUGCAAGGGCCGAAGACAUCUCUCGGGCCAACGAGCGGGCUGCAAUUGGGCGUGGUGCCCUCGACUUUUUCAUCUUCGUGUGUCGCGACAAGAACUCCACCGGCAACCAGAUCUGUGAACACCUGGUUGACCGGCUUGUCAAGCACCGUGGCAAUCUCUCCAUCGUAGGUAGUUACCACGGCGAGGAGAGGAAGUUCGCAAACCCGGGGACAUCAAAUGUCUCCCCUGUGCCGGCGCACUUGUACCGCGACUGUCGAAGUUCCAUGUCUUGGGUCGGGACGGAGAAGGAGGAUAAGGUGGACAAGAUGGACACGAGUUUGUGA